AUGCCCGAUUUUUGCGCCGCCCGCGGCUGUCACAAUGAACGUAGCGCCCAAACGAAAACCAAUGGGAUCACCUUUCACAAGUUUCCAAAAAACAAAGAUCGCAGGAUCCAGUGGGAACGUGCUGUAAGAAGGCAUGGUUUCGUUGCCUCCGACAGGUCACUGCUAUGCAGUGAGCACUUUAAACAGGAAGAUUUUGACAAGACUGGGCAGACUGUCAGGCUUAGAGCUAAUGUUGUGCCAAAAAUCUUUUGCUUCUCUGCUCCUGUUGAGUCUAGUCUAAACAAAAAAAAGCAACAAGCAGCCAUUGCAGAAGUACAAAGGAGUCGGAGGAGGAAGAUCACUGACCACCAGUAUGCACUGCCUUUUAGCCCCAAGGACCUAAAGCUCAAAUUCGAGUUAGCCCUCAAAACAGUGCAGAAACUGCGGCGGGAGAAGGUCAACGCCUUGAUGAGGGAAAGAAGGGCCAAGAAAUAUAUGCAGGCCGCCUUGGAGGAGUUGAAACAAAAAAAUGAAAUCAUUGAAGAUCUACAGGACAAGCUUGAAUGCUACUCGGAUAUUCCGGUUGAACUCCUGGCGAGGCAAGGUGUAGAGUACACCAAGGACCAGAAAGAUUUUGCCUUCAAGCUCUAUCUGCAUGGUCCAAAGGCAUAUAAUUACCUGAGAGAGAGACUGAAGAUUCACCUCCCACAUCCCAGUUCAAUUCAGAGGUGGCUGAGCACCGCUGAAUCCAAGCAAGGUCUCAACCACAUGGUGCGGGACAUGCUAGAAAGACUGCGCCAGGAAGAUGAUGGCAAGUCUGCUUGCGUCACGCAGAUACAAGACGAUGCCAUCACGCAGAUACAAGACGAUGCCAUGGCCGGAGAUGAUGAAGUUCAGGAUGACACAGAGACACAGACUGGGCUCCAAGGUUAUUGGGAAUAA
Molecule: messenger RNA, 921 nt
Organism: Nerophis lumbriciformis (worm pipefish)
Lineage: Eukaryota; Metazoa; Chordata; Actinopteri; Syngnathiformes; Syngnathidae
Source: RefSeq, a predicted model, not a curated record